This is a messenger RNA of Pelobates cultripes (western spadefoot toad), 8549 nucleotides long. Lineage: Eukaryota; Metazoa; Chordata; Amphibia; Anura; Pelobatidae. The record is from the annotation of a GenBank genome assembly.
CACCGGAAGUUGCUUGCUGGCGUCACUUCUGUCAACACUCCCCCCUUCCGUGACGUGUUAGUCCUGCGCCGACGCGCUGAGCCCAGAUUGCAGUAGCCGGAGUGGCCCUCGGCGCUGUGUGCCCAGUCCAAGGCGGCUCAGCGGCUCCCGUGUGUUUAAUGUCCCUCCUGGUGGCGGCGCUCCUAUCCAGAGAUCAGAAGGGCGAUAGGAUAAGAUUCGGUGACGUCACAAGUGAGCGACACAGUAAAGCGAGACCCCUCCCCCGGAAGUAGGCUGACUGGAGCAACGUGCUUAGUAGAGGGAGACUGUCGGCUGAGGUUGGUACUUUUCCGAUCGCCGUGAGGGGAUCAGGGGCUAUAACAGCCGGCCUAUUGCUGGGGUGGGGGAGGUAAGCCGAGCAGGGUGGGAGAACUGAAUCUGCAGACACGCCUCCUGCUCACUGAUCGAUAAUGGUCAGGAGGUCAGUAGGCUGGGAGGCUAUUAUCAUCUCCUUUGUCACCUAAAUCCCAUACUCUCAAUAUGGUGCCCUCUAUUCUGCGCACUCACACUGUCUGUGAAUGCAGGGCGCCAGAGAAAACAUUACGGAAUAUAAGACGCAGAUAUCUAUUCCAAUUAAUAAUUUAGAGAAAAAUAAAGCACCCAGUACAGUAAACUACAUCAUAUGUCUAUAGGGGAUGUAGCAAGUGCAUUCCUACCAGCUGUCCCUAUUUUAGGCUCAGAUCCCUUUUGUCCCUCCUUUCUGACCCAAAGUCCAUCUUUUCUGGGAGCUCCAUAUUGAGCAUAUCCCUGUCUCGUCUUUCCUCCAAGCUAUACAUGUUAAGAUCCUUUAACCUUUCCUGGUAAGUUUUAUCCUGCAAUCCAUGAAUCAGUUUAGUAGCCCUUCUCUGAACCCUCUCUAAGGUAUCAAUAUCCUGCUGGAGAUACGGUCUCCAGUACUGUGUACAAUACUCCAAGUGAGGUCUCACCAGUGUUCUGUAUAAUGGCAUGAGCGCUUCCCUCUUUCUACUGCUAAUACCUCUCCCUAUACAACCAAUAGAAACAUAGAAUAAAAACCAUUCAAAGCUGGUACUGAAAAGGGACUCCACACUGGGGACUAUAACUACAAGGACUUUCUUGAUUCGGAUUGUGAAUCCGAUGAGGAGUACUACUAUUAUGAAGAGAUGCUGCAAUGUUUCAUUGCAGGGCUAACCUAGACUAUAUCGACUGUUAAACUGACUCAACCUCCUGCUAUACCCUCUUUAUGACUCUCAUGUGUCCAACAAUUCCUAACUUGUAGUUUCAUGAUGCAUUGUGGACUCCAUAUUUGUAGCCGCCUCCGCUAUGGCGAUGACUGACUAUAGGGAACAGGUGCUGGAAAAGUCUAAGGAAAUAUAAAAUAUAUAAGUAACAACUGCGAUUGUGUAGUGCAUAAUUUAAAAGGAGACAUAUGAAACCAUGAUUAAAGAGACACUCUAAACACAAAAACAGUGUUGGCUUAAUGAAGCAGUUUUGUUGUAUAGAUUCUGUAGGGGUCAAAAUUUCCACUCACCACAUAGAUCAUGCCUCUGGAGUCUCGGUGUUAAAUUCUUUGCCAUUUAGGUAUUUACAAUUACUAUUGUUUACACAGCAUGGAAUGAAAAAAAAAACAUUCAGAUCUUACAACACAAUGUGUUUGCUUUAGACAUUAUCUCCUGCUCUGUUAAUUGAACUUGCCAUCAGGCAAUUAACAUAGUGCGGUUAAUAACUUUUAAUUUAAACACACUGUGAUAAGGAACGCUUAAAGGAGCACUAUAGUGCCAGGAAAACAAACCUGUUUUCUUGGCACUACAGGGUUAUUAGGUCCCCUCCCACUGCGCUGCAGGGGUUAAAACUCCUUCAGCCACUUACCUUAAUCCAGCGCUGGACUCCCUCGGCACUGGUGACCUCUCCUUCCCCUCCCGAGUGGAGCCGAAUGCGCAUGCACGGCCAGAGCAGCACGUGCUUCCAAACCACCCAUAGGAAAGCUUUACUCAAUGUUUUCCUAUGGGGUUCUGAACUCACGCUGCGCAAGUUCAAUGCGUUUUUCACACUGAGAAUCGCAGAAGCGGUUUCAGGGAGACUGCUACUAGAGGCUGGAUUAACCCCUUAAGGACUGAACCAAAUGUACACAUUGUGAUCAAAACGUAAACAAAAACUUGGAAUUUGACUAUAUGUCUGUUCAACCGUAAUUCGACUUUUAUAUUAAGUGCACCCACAGUUAUUUUAUAUAUUUUAUUCAUGGGAAACAGGGCUUUCAUCUAACAUCCAAUAUUUAGCUAUGAAACAUUUUAAUAUGAAUAAAAUAUUUUUAAAAAGGGAGAAAAUAAGAAUUUAAAAAAAAAAUGUUUAGUUCUACGUGACAUUCUAACUGUGAGUGUCAUAAUACUGUUUUCUUUUACUACAAUAAAAUACUUGUAUUACAUAUUUGUAUUCAGCGAUGUCUCUCGUGUAAAACAGUACCCCCUAUGUACAGGUUUUAUGGUGUUUUGACAAGUUACAGGGUCAAAUAUAGCAUGUUACAUUUUUUUCACAUUGAAACUCGCCAGAUUGGUUAUGUUGCCUUUGAGACCGCAUAGUAGCCCAGGAAUGAGAAUUACCCCUAUGAUGGCAUACCAUUUGUAGCCACUUAGUCACAAACACUGACCAAAAUUGGCAUUCAAAUUAGUUUUUUGCAUUUUUCACACACAAACAAAUAUUAACACUAACUUGGGCCAGUGUUUGUGAUUUAAGUGACUACUAAAAAAGACUGGACAUACCCCAUUUGCAAUACCUUGAGUUGUCUACUAUUGCAAAUGGUAUGCCAUCAUUGGGGUGAUUUUCAUUCCUGGGCUACCAUAUGGUCUCAAAGGCAACGUAACCAAUAUGUCGAAUUUCAGUGUGGAAAAAAUUGAAACGCAAGCCUUAUAUUUGACUGUAACUUUUAAAAACACCAUAAAACCUGUACAUGAGGGGUACUUUUAUACACAGGAGACUUCGCUGAACACAAAUAUUAGUUUUUCAAAAUGGUAAAACGUAUCACAACAAUUCUGUUGUUCGUGUAAGUGCCAUUUGUGUGUGAAAAAUGCCCAAAAUUUCACUUUCACUGACGAUAUCAUCGUAAUACAUUUUACUGUUUUGAAACACUAAUAUUUGUCUUCAGAGUAAAACAGUACCCCCCUGGCACAGGUUUUAUGGUGUCUUGGAAGUUACAGGGUUAAAUAUAGUGCUAGCAAAUUAAAUUCCCUGGACUUUUGGCCUGGGUUGUCAGGCAGGUCCCACAAAUUCUAAUUGAUAAAAUGACCUAAAUAUGUAAAAUUAUUACAUAAAUAUAUACGUAGAAUUAUAUAUAUUUAAGUGUGUGUGUGUAUAUGUGUGUAUGUAUGUAUAUAUAUAUAUAUAUAUAUAUAUGUGUGUGUGUGUUUGUGUGUGUGUGUGUGUGUGUAUAGAUAUAUAUUUCGUUCUACGUGUAUUUUGAUAUCAAUCUAUAUAUUAAUUUUAAAAUACAGUUAGAACAAAUUUACACAUUUUUCUAAUGCAUUUACAUAUUUAUUUUAUAUUAUAUAUAUAUAUUUUUUUAUUUUUUUUUAAUCAAUGUCAUUCUACGUGUAUUUUGAUAUUAAUUUUAUAUAUAUAUAUAUAUAUAUAUAUAUAUGAAAAUACAUUUAGAGACUUAGACUAUUUUUUUUUUUUUUAACAGGCAGCAUGGGGAGUACCUGUCAUUACAGGCACCCCCUGCUGGCAUUGCUGUGGACGGCUAUACCAUCCAUGUGAUCGUGAGGUCCUCGCAAGGAUCUCGCAAUCACAUGGCCCAGUUGGGCCAAAACGUUGCCAGGUGAAUCCCCACAUCGCGAUCGCCGAUGACCAGGUAAGUAGAGAGGACGGCGGGGACGUGCUAUGCCGCCCCCCAGCAUUUAGAGCCGGGUCCCCAAGGACUGCAUAGCACGCCCGCCGUCCUUAAGGAGGUUAACCCUGCAAUGUAAACGUAUUUUUCAAUAAAUGUUUAGGGAGGCUGUGUAAGUGUGGCUAGGGCUGCAUAAGCAAAGUAAUUUAACUUCUAAGUGACAGAAAAUUGGAGCAGUGAGAGUGCAGCGGCAUGCUCUGUACACCCAAACCACUUCAUAAUUACAUAGCUGAAAAGUGACUUGCGUCCAUCAAGUUCAGCCUUCUUCACAUUUGUUUUUUGCUGUUGAUCAAAAAGAAGGCAAAAAAAAACCCAGUUUGAAGCACUUCCAAUUUUGCAACAAGCUAGGAAAAAAUGCCUUCUUGACCCCAGAAUGGCAGUCAGAUUUAUCCUUGGAUCCUUCAUUGAGGUAAAGUUGUUUUGGUGCUUAGUGUCCCUUAUGUUUAUCUUUUAAACAUGCUCAUAUAUCUACACAUGUGUGAGAAAGACAAUAAGUUAACUUGUACUCAUUCUCCCUGUAAAUCUGUUUAGGAGGUACACAGGCUUUUGGGAGUAUUGUAAGUGUACAUGAGUUAGGUGAGGAAUUUUGAUAAAAGUUCAAAUUUCUAUGGGAAAUAGUACAGUAUGAAAUUCCAGUAGAAUGUUGUUGUUUUUUGUUUGUUUAAUGAAUAUUCUGUGAGAGAUUUAGAAGUGAUAGGGGUGCUUUAAAAAACAUUAGCUCUAAAGUGUCUGAAAACUAUCACUCCUUGUGAUUGUAGGUUCUUUGGAAUGGAUUAUAUAUCGAAUCCUGGAGCUGUUACCCUUGCAGCUGGAAUAGCUUGUGGUGUUUUUCUAGGCUGGACUCUGAGAGGCCGAUUUGGUUGCUCCCGAACCAUCAGGACUGUGGCUGCAAAUGAUGCAGGAAGUGAAGCAAGUGUUAUGGGAGAACGAGGCGAAUUUAAAAUGAUACUGGUUGUCCGCAGUGAUUUAAAAAUGGGCAAAGGUAAAGUAGCUGCACAAUGUUCACAUGCUGCAGUGUCUGCUUACAAACAACUACUUAAGAGAAAUCCUGAUCUACUCAAGCAGUGGGAAUAUUGCGGACAGCCUAAGGUGGUGGUUAGAGCACCAGAUGAAGAAGGUUUGAUAGAACUCCUCACUCAAGCUAAAGAGUUGGGAUUGACUAUUAGCUUAAUCCAGGAUGCCGGCCGUACUCAAAUUGCUCCAGGAUCCCGAACUGUGCUUGGUGUGGGACCGGGACCUGCUGAUUUAGUUGAUAAAGUGACUGGUCAUUUAAAACUUUACUAAUGUUAAUGCCAUAUGUGUUUCUAUUGAAACAAACAUAUGUAUCAUAGUUUACAACAUAAUCUUUUUUUGGGAUGGCUAACAAGAACAGUUUAAAACUGAAACCGUGUGAAAUGGUAUUAAUGUUUACAUCUUUAAAUUACAUCAACAAAUGUAUUCCAUUCCUACAUGCAUUUUAGAUGGGGUGAUUACAAAUCAAUGAUAUUUUUUAUUUUAUUUUUUUUAAUCUAAAUUUAUUAAUUAAAUGCUUUGAAGAAAAUAAACAUCUAAAGAUAGAUUUCAGUUUAAAAUACAUUAUAGUCCAAAUAUUAUUCAUCAUGAAAAAGGGAUUUGUUUUUAAUUAUGAAGCACGAGUCUGUAUAUUCAUAUGGUGUUUUCCUUUUUCGGUAAAUGAAUUCCAUGGCAACAAAAGCUUAGAGAAACGCCGAAGUUUGCCCUUCGGUACAUCCCCACUCAGGUCUCAAAAAAAUAUUUUACUCACUUGUGCAAUUACAGUGUGAACAUAUACAAUUUGCAUGUCAAACUGAUCUCUUUCAUCAGGGCAGACCAGAACCGAAAUGCCAGCAAGUUAUCUCUGCAAGAGAGAGACAGCAACCCUGGAUGACUUUUUCUGCGUUGUUUGAGCCUCAUCAGUGAGGUGUAUCUGAUACCAUUCUUGCCACAGUGAGCUAUAUGUCACUAAUGAGGCCUGACAAGGCCAAAAUGAUUAUCUGUGCAGAGAGAGCCGGCCUGCAGUUUGCAUCUGGACCACUGUUUUGGUUGGAUUAGUCUGAUCUGCAAAUGGCCUAGGUUCCCUUUGUAAUGGCUAGGGAUGCACUGAAAUUAAAAUUCUGGGCCGAAAAUGACUUAUUUUUUUCCCUAUAAUUUUUAUUAAUAUUAGACUUUUUAAUGAAUUUAAUUAAUCUAAUAUGAAAAACUUCCCUUCUCUUUUAGUGCCCCCGCACCCCCUUAUUGUUUUUCUCUAGUGUUCCUCUCCCCUCCCUCUUUUGUAGUGUUUUCAUGUUAUCAUUACUAUCUUUCGUUGUGAUAUAUAAUCAUCGGAAAUGUUAAUGCAAGCAUGUCUGUUAAACUAUGCACUACAAAAAUCUUUUAAAAUAAUUCAUUUUUCUUUUUAAAUUUUUGCAAAUUUGACCCGUUUUUGGGCAAAAUGAGAGAGGCCCAUUUUCAGCCGAAAUUUCAGUGCAUCCCUAGUAAUGGUACAAGAUGAGCUAAAGCUAGUUUAAGUUCUGAGUGUGGACCCACUGAAGGACAAGGUACUUGAGCCGUUGUCUGUUCUCAGUAUUUUCUUGCACACUGUUUUUUUGUUUAUUUUGCUCACCCUAAAUUAGUUCUCCGUGUCGUGCUCUCCUAGAGGUUAGAUUUGCGGUUCUCAAAACUGAUAUUGUCUCCAGAAAUUACGUGUAUAAAAUAAAUUUAUAGACCGGGUUAUUCACUAAAGUUAGAAUUCAAAGUGAAUUUCAAAAUCAUGGUAAAAUAGCCAAACUGGAAUAAUUUACUAUGUCACCUAUACUUCCAGUUCAGCAAGUUUGGCUAAAAUUCACUUUGCAUUAUCACUUUAGUGCAGUAGUUUCCAAACCUGUCUUCAAGACACACCUACCAGUCCAGGUUUAGGGAUUACCCAUUUUUAUUAAUCUAUAAAUGCUACCGUGUAAGUAUUAAGAUAAUGACAUCCAGCCAUAGUGACCAGGAAAUUUGUCCUAGCUCCGGGAUUUGUAAGCACAUUCCUUCCAAGUCGGGCAGCCAGCUAAGUGUAAAGUAGAUGAGCGGCAAGGGAGCUGUGGUCCCUCUGCAUCACUAAGCAGUGCACAACAGAGUGGAGCUCCCUUGCUGCCUGCCUACAGUAUGCACAAUCAUCUGCCAGCCUCCACUCUCACCCAGCCAGCUGCUAAAUGGAAUCCAGGGAAAGCCAAUCCAAUGUUUCCAAAGGUAGAGAGGCUGGGUGGACUUUGAAUUAAAACAUAUAAUAAUUUGUGCGAGUGUUUGUAUAUUUAGGUGACCAGCUGCCUGGAUCACAUGGUCAUGUGAUAGUUUCUUUUUUUUACUCAGCAUUUUUUCCUGUGCCGUCUUAGUCUGCCUGCGGCUGGCCCCAUCUCUAUUGCUGCAGUCAUCGAGCUUGAUGAUCUCCUCAUUAAAAGGUAUUGGAAAGCUACUGUGCAUGCGCUGCAAAAUGCUGCGCCAAUCAGCAUCUCCUCAUAGAGAUGCAUUUAAUCAAUGCAAAUCUAUGGGGAAUGUUCAACACCUCCAUGCAGAGCGUGGAGAUGCUGAAUGUAGGCACUGAGAUAGAAAGUACUUUAGUGGCUGUCACUAGGCAGCAAUGUAAACAUUGUCUUUUUCUCUGAAUAGGCAGUAUUUACAGUGAAAAGCCUACAGGGACAGGCUAUAAAUACCAGAAACAUUAUAUUACACUGUAGUGGCCCUGGUGACUAUAGAGUCCCUUUAAGAAUUGUAUUUUUCUCUUUAAAAAUAAAGCUUUGUAAGACAUAAACUAAAAAAACUGGUCUUAUUUUUUUUUUUUUUAGCUGGCUGUUAGAUUCAAAGCAAAUUUGUCAAGUCCUGCUUUUGAUUCUCAGAUUCGCUGCUUCAUAUUCUUUGGGGGGGGGAAAUGAAUGAGAAGCAGCCAGCCUGUAAUUUACAUAAAGAUGUACAUGCAAGAAAACACAGAAUGACAGCAGUUUCAGCAACAUAUCACGCAUAAAAAAUAAAUACAUAAAUUAGGGUUUUGCUCAUGUUGCUUUAUCAUAAUGUUUCUUUUUCAUAGAGUCUAGGCUGGGGUGAGACCCCUUUUGUUAAAUUUGGCAUAUUAUAUUCAUCAAGAACUGCUUGCGGUAGUUUGUUUGUAGCAUCUCUCGCUUUCCCAGUGUAAUGAAGACAUAUAUAAGACUGAAUAGUAUUACACAUCAGGCCUGUCUACCAACAAGAAACCUAAAAGGAAAAAAACUGAACAGCUGGAAAUUGAACACUGAUUGUUAACUUGUACAUAAAGCUUGUAAAUGGUCUCGUAAUAGUGCAUGCUUUUUGUUAUCUGACACGUUUGCAAUUUCAUCAGCACCCUGUACCAGACAACAUAUAACUGGCUUAGACGCAGCUAUGCGAGUGUUGUUAUAGUGCCGUAAUUAAAGUCAUACAGCAAAUGAGUUCUAGUUUGCAUACAGGGAUUUACCACAUGAAUAUACAAGCUACCUCAAAUCCCAUGUUGUAUGAUGGUGAUGGGAGUUACAGCACUGUAAUGCAGGCAUAGUGGUAGUUGGGCAGCUUAGGGUUAGAAUUAGAGGUUAAUACACAGAAAACAAGAACAGGUUGCACCUCGUGGUUUACAAAGGAAAUUUGCAAUAAAAAAAUCAAUGCAUAAUUAGAAAGUAUAUAUACUUGAAAUUUGUAGAAUAUAUAUAUC